AUGUCGACCCCAUCCUGCCUUCCCCCUUUCAGCCCCCUGGCUAUUCGUCUCGGAAUGUUUGAACUCUCGAAUAUAUUAACUGCUCCUAAAUGGCUGGAAUUCUAUAUACGACUUAUACCAUCGGAGAUGUUGGGGGGCGUUUUGUCGGAAGCGCAAAGGGAGGAGGAAUCAUUGAAAAAUAUUUCUGGCGACAACACAAGGCGUAGGACCGCCGAACGAAUUUUCAUGGAAGAUAGGAGGGAUCGGUGUCAGUUGGAAGUAUCCCUAUGCAGUCAGGCCAUCGAUUACGUCCAGCAGAGAUGGAUAAUUCGUGAGAUUUUUUUGAUUCACAUUGCGUCCUAUCGAGUGGUCCCAACCGCGGAUUAUGUCUCUAUCUCAGCAACUCUGAGAUGCGCUGUUACACCUCCCAUAGUGGUCCAUUCGGCAGCUGCAGCUGCUUAUUCGGCAGCUGCGCAACAGAAAUGUGAAAGUUGGUUAAGGAGACAACACACCGACCUCACACCAUCUAACGAAUUUUUCUCGAUCGAAAGUGACCUGCCUCCGAACGCUCUGGCUGCCGCACAUGGGUUACCCUUUGCGUCCACGAGGCCUUUGAUGAGGCACGCAAAGUGGAAACUAAGCACUGAGGCUGGAUUGAUGGCAACAUAUCUCGACAUUGAACGUUACUAUUCUCACCACCGCAAUGCCAAGUCGGAGCUGCUUUACUUACGGGCAAAGAUGCUUCGCGCCAAAGCUGAGGUAGAAGUUUUUGCGCUGGCCAUCGAAAAUGCGUCUUCACCACAUUCAACUUAUUUCCAGUCGGUCCUACCAGAGCAGGUGCAUAUCUGCAAGGAACGGACUUUUGCCGGAUCAAUCAACGAUCGUACUGACUCGACUUAUGGUAAUAGCCUUGCGUUUGUCUCAGCCUCGAUACUCGAAUUCAAUGAUUACGGUCUGAGAUCUGAACUUCCGACGCUCGAAUAUGCCCAUCAGAAUAUUUGA
Messenger RNA from Suillus clintonianus, 981 nucleotides. RefSeq lists its product as uncharacterized. The record is from RefSeq and is a predicted model, not a curated record. Lineage: Eukaryota; Fungi; Basidiomycota; Agaricomycetes; Boletales; Suillaceae. The transcript is spliced from 6 exons. The coding region runs from base 1 to 981 and encodes 326 amino acids.